Molecule: messenger RNA, 6621 nt
Organism: Somion occarium
Lineage: Eukaryota; Fungi; Basidiomycota; Agaricomycetes; Polyporales; Cerrenaceae
Source: the annotation of a GenBank genome assembly
GUUCUCUUGCAGCCAAUGCAACAUGCCUCCGAAACGCGAAACCACCUCUCGCACUCGAUCAAAACCCUCCACCUCUUGCAAUGACGUCGACGCGUUGGCAAAGCACCUGGCGUCAGGACUGACACUGAAGGGGAAGCAGAAGGCCGUCAACGCCGAGGACACCAGAGUAGCGGCGAUGCGAACGGUGAACGCCGUCUCCAAACAGCUCUCUGCACUCUUAGACAAGCCGUCGAGUCGAGUGACGGUGAAGAUCGGAGAUGCUCGGAAGGGACUUCGGAUGUUGAGGGAGGAUGGACGAUCGGGUGUGGACGUGGAGAGAGCCGCGUCCAGUCUGGUCGCAAAGCUCGUUGCCCUCAACAAGCACAACGACGCGCUCUCUCUUCUCUCAGAUAUGCACCCUGCCCUUGUGGCGCUCUACCACCCUGGUCCCUGUCCAUCCUCUCUUGCUUCUCUCCCUCUCCCUCCCCCGUCCGACUCGGAUGUACUUCUCCCUCUGCUUGCCUCCUAUCUCCUCCACUCUAUUCAGCUAUCCCCACAAUCUAUCCUCUCUGCCGACAAUACUUUGUUCCACUGGAUUCCGUACCUGCCGUCCAAACUACUCGACGGCAUCCUCACCAAGGCUUAUUCUGCCCUCUCCAAAUCAAAGUCUCAGGCUCAAGAUUCUGAUGGCUUUACUGUCCGCAUCUAUGCACUCAAGUGCCUUUUGCAUACCUCGAUCGGCGUGCUCAGUGACCCUGCCAAAUUCUGGUCUGAACUACUCAACGUCCUCUCUUCCUUCUCUCCAUCUGUAGCGCCUUCCCUCGUUCUUUCUGCUCUCGGCGACAUCGUUUCUCUUGUACAACAACGCUCAGAUGCGCCAGCAUUCUUCGCUGCGAGUACUUGGCCCAGAGUCGUCGAUGGCUGGUGUUCCAUGGCGAAGCAGGCGGCGGAUAUGACGGCUCUCGCGCGUAUGUCUGGUCUGCUUCCUUCCUCUUCGACCCCCUUCACACAGCACACGACACCUCCUCAACUCGAGGAUGCACAUGAAGCAACGGCGUCAAGCGAGGCAGAGAGUGCGAGGUUAUGUACCCUCCUCGCUCGAUUGGAAGUUUCGUUCUCGAGCGAGGGACAUGAUCUCCCACAUGACCUUGACAGCAGCGAGGUGAUCGUCCAAACGCGACCCUUCCUCUCCGCCAACACGAAAUGGGCAGAGAAGGUCUACAGGGCUCUCGAACGCGUUCGUCGACUGGUGUGCAAAUCGCUCGAGUCCAACCAGUCGCAAAUGCACGCCAGUGCACUCGUCAAAUGCAUCGCAGACGUUCUGACCAGCAUACCGAACCACGAUUCAAGAAUCAAGUCAAGUGCCCUCGACACAUUCUUUACACUCGCACGCACCACGGCUACAUCCGCGCUAUCUGACCCCACGUCCACCUUUGACGAACCGUUCCACUUGCUUGACCGUGCCCGACGACUACUCUCUUCGUCAUCGUCAUCCGAAGAACUUCUCAUUACAGAUGAUCCAAACUUGGACCCGGAGCACGUGCGAAUGCUGGCCAAUGCGUACUAUGCACUCGCCGGGACGCUAUACAAGGCGUCGAAAUUCGACUUUGCGGUGAGGUUCUUGGAGCGCGCUUGUCGAUGUUCCUCCGUCGCCCUCCGUCUUUUUGACUCCCGUCCACGCAAAGACGUCGAUGCGGGUGAAGAGAAUGAGAAUGAGGGCGAGAGCGAGGGAUGGAGGUUGUUGAGGGAGACAUUGUAUAAACGAUAUGAAGUCCUCGGGGUAUGUCAUUCCAAGACUGGAGACCGGAAGAUGGCCUAUGAGGCAUUCGUGAACGCCAUUGCCGCAUUCCCCUACAACACUCGGGCUUCCGGGAUGUUGUCGACGUCGACGUCGACGUCGGGAUCGUUAUUGUUGGAUAGUCAAGUGGCGACGUUGGUGGAUCGGGUGACGUAUAUGGGGACGUGUGAGUUGUUCUUGGAGCCAAAGGAGGUGUCGUUGAGAAGCCGCAUGAACAAUCAUUGUCAACUGGCGAUGAUGUCUGCGUCUGCGACUCGGAUGUCUCGUUCCAAACGGCCUCUGCAGGCACAGGCUACCAGUGUGACACGAGCUAAAGCAAAGGGCAGACCUGGCGCGAAACGCGCUGAAGCCGAACCCGAGAAGAGUGUUGUGGAUGUGGACGAUCAGAGGAGACUAUACACAGGUGCGAUACUGGAACGGCAGAUGGACUCGCUCGAUGCGAGUCGGUAUAAGGGAUUGGUGAGGAAGACGAUUGGGGUGUUGAUUGAGGAGGCGUUGGAGGUGUAUUCGGGUGCGAGGGAUGGUGUGAGGAGAGCUGGUGCGCUUGUGAGGUGGUUGGAACAUCACUAUUAUUCACCGGCUGAAGAAGACGAAGAGGGAAGACGGGUGGAGGAUGUGGUAAAGGAAGUUGAGACAUUGCUCUCCGACUCGUCCCCACCGUCCGAACCGAACCCUGUCGUCCUUCAAUAUCUCGCUUCGGCACAUUUAUGGCACGCGCUACACACUCAUAAACAAAAUGACGCCACCCAGUUCCCUCGUGUCGUCGACCACGCAGAAGAAGCUUGCAAAGUCCUCAAGACCCUCCUCGCACAAACGCCUUUACAACCUCGACCCAGUCAAGCGCAGAGAUUCUCCUUGCCCAGGGUCUCAUUUGGCUCUGGUUCCGGCACGAAGAGGUCACCUGUGAAUGGGAGAAAGGUAGCCGGCAGUGGAUCACCAUUAACAAGGAGAGUUGGACAUUCGCCUGUGAGUAGGAAAGUCGUCGGGUCGCCUGCGUCCCCGAGAGUGAGGACAAGGGCUCAGUUGGUUGUGCCUGCUGCGCCGACGAAGAAGGGUAGGAGGAGCAGGAUUGCUGUUAGUACUCGGAGUACGAAGGCUGCUGCUGCUGUUGCGACGUCUUCGAGAACGACGAGAGGUAUGAGGAGUGGCAAGGCGGCUGAGGUUAACUCUGUUACGCCAAAAGCAAAGAAUUCUCUGGACCCGUCAAUGUCCGCUCGACCUGUUGCUAACGAAUUGAAGACAUCACCCAAGACUACUACAAGCCUGGAGAUAUUACCGAAAUUGUUAGAUUUGCUUCGUAUGGUCUCAGAGCUCCUUGGUCUACUAGGCCAUGUCAUCACGCGAAUCCAUGUCCUCAGCGUCAUUAGACGACUAUCCGAAAGGAACUUGGCUUCUCAGCCUGAUGACCACGUCCGGGCUUCGAUCGACCUGGCGCAUGAGUACGUCAAGCUCGGCAAGACUCAACGAGCUGCAAAUGUUUAUUCGCAUGUAUACAACGUCGCGAAGAAUGCUCUCAUACGGAACGAGACAAGAAUUCUGUAUUAUUUGCGAUAUGCCGAGUUGUUUGGGACUGUUGGAAAUGUUUUGAAGAGCUCGAGUAUUUACUGCGAAGCCACAGCUAUGGCUGAUAGACUUUUGACGUCAGAAAAAGGUUUGUCUACAGCGCAGAAGAUCACGGCAAGGGUCUCGACGCUGGAACGUGCAGCAGUCGCAGCAAGCACAUUCGCUGUCAUCCAAUAUUCCAAGAUGGACAUGAAGGACGACCCUACAACGUCCCUCAAUGGCCUCCUGCAAUCACUUCGACUAUACCAUCGUGCAAUCGACACCCUCAUCCGUCUUCUUCCGCCUCCGCCUACCUCUGCAAAAGACACUACAGACUCUUCCAAUCCCUUCGACAUGGCCUCUAUGAAAGCCGCCUUACCAUCCGCGGAGGAGACUGACAACUCUAAACCACCCCCGCUCGACCAACCACAGCAAAAACCUUUCCCACAGCGCAGCUCACUCUCCUCUCUCGAGCUCCGAAUUUCCUCCGGUCUCCUCUCUACCCUAUUCUCACUCACCCAGGCUUACUUUGCUCGCGGAUCAGCACGAGAAGCCGAGUACUUUGCAUCUCAGGCACGCGAUCUCGCAGAAUCGUUGCAUGCACCAGCGAUGAUAUGUCGUGCGCUCUCACGUAUGGGCGAAAUCAAGCUGAGGAUGGGUAAAAUCGAUGAGGCCCAUGAGUGUUUAUCAGAAGCUGCGGCGCUGGUUAGUGACGUUGGAGUUGAAGCUGUAGAUAUUGCGCGUUUGAGAGGGGAGGUGGUGAUGAAAGUUAGAAUGGAGAGCGGUGAUGAGGUCGAUCAGGCCAAGGUUAUGUACGAAGAAGCGAUAAAGAUGUUGGAGGAACUCGAUCAGACGUUUUCUGCUCUGGACGGCUCGCCGGGACCUAGGAAAUCUUUGGGUAACUCACCGCUUUCUCCCCGACAGGCCAGAGAGGAGGCUUUCGCGCCGUCGUUGCUCGUUGCUGUCCUUCGGCAGAACAUUGCACUGCUUCAUGACGCUGGAGAAGAAUAUAAGGCGUUGCUGGAGAGGCUCCGUUCUCUUCCGGCUACAUCGGAGACAAAGGCGGAGGAGAAUGCUCUGUUGGCGAAGUUAACGCUAGAUGAUGCCUAUGCUCGAUUCCGUGCCGAUAUGUUCCUCAGCUCGUUGGCCGAAUCCCCUAUUAGCGUACCCAUGGGGAUGACUGGCGGACGAUUUGCGUCCUCGCCCACGACACAAGAAAUCCUCGGCACUUUGAACGCUGCGGAGAAACUUUUCUGGUCCGAUUUGGCCCUUGUCGCUCGCAGAGGGAACGUCUCACACGUACGGGAUUCCGUGAUAUCGCUGGCCUUGAUCAGAGCAUUCCAGACUUCCUUGGGGAAGAGCGGAAAACAGGGUGCGACACUAGCUGCGCAUUUGCUUGACUCCUCUGCUGCCAUCACACUCGGGCGAGAGAUACUAGAAGCCAUUCAACACAAAUUCCCAGGCGUAUGGAACGAUGACCUCCAAUGGCCGUUGCUCACUCCGAACGGCACCGUUCUGCCACCUCCGGCGACACGCAAGACUAGAGUUCUCAGUUUCGAUUCGGACGACGACGAUGACAACAUACCCGACGAGGCAGCGUCCAGCAAAGUGUACUGGGACUACAUUGCAUCCAGAUAUCAAGCCCAAAUCUAUGGUCCCGCCGCGCUCUCUUCCUCUCCAACUGAUUCACUUCCGCCGAACUGGACUGUUGUCACCCUUAAUCUGACGUCAGACGAGAAUACUCUAUUUCUCACUCGACAGCGUCCCAAUUCGGAACCUCUUGUGUUCUGCGUGCCUCUCAAGAAUCGUCGAGAGGCCGACGAUGAGGAAGAAGACAAGUUGACCUUCCAAGAUGCGAUGAAUGAGCUGCAGGAGAUAAUCAAACUCAGUGACGAAGGAACCAGGGACGCUGUCAAGGUCAAGCGUGAUGACAAGAACGCCAGAGCGCAGUGGUGGGCGGUAAGAACAGAACUGGACAAGCGAUUGAAGACGUUCCUGGAGAACCUGGAAUUCUGCUGGUUAGGCGCGUUCAAGACGAUCCUAAGUGAACCAACCACACUUUCCUCAGACGUCUUGUCGACAUUCCGUGGUCGUGUCGAAAAGAUCUUCAAGCACAGUCUUCUUCGGAACCAGCAGGACAAGAAGCAGCUAGCUGGGAUUCGUCUCUCCAAUACGCUGCUGGAAUGCUUCAGUGCGCUCUCCCCUACUUGCGAUUCUGAAGAACUUGAAGACAUCGCAUACUUUGUUCUCGAUCUGUAUCAAUUUCACGGCGUGCCGGUUGCGUCGUCGGAGAUUGACAUAGAUCACGUUACGGUUGAAUUACGCUCCGCUCUCGAAGAACUCAAUGCCAUAAAGGCGAAGACGCAGACAGUCCAGAGGACCGACGAACAUAUGUUCUUAAUUCUUGACAAAAACCUGCAAGGGAUUCCUUGGGAAAGUAUACCCAUCCUCCGCGGGCGGAGUGUCAGUAGAAUACCCUCUCUUUCUUUCCUUUUGGAUCGUCUCGCGCUGGCCCGAUUCCAGCGCGGGAAAGCACUCGACUCUCCUACUUCUGAACAUCUCGAUCGCAUCCUCGUCAACCCGCGCAAGACGUAUUUCAUUCUGAACCCAAGCAGUGACCUGAAGAAUACCGAAGGCCGUUUCGCACCGUGGUUGAAAGAAAUGAAAAAAAGCGUCGGCUGGGACGGAAUCAUCGGUCGCGCCCCAAGUGAGCAGGAAUUUGUGGAUGCAUUGAAACGAGAAGACUUGGUCAUCUACUUCGGCCAUGGCGGUGCGGAACAGUACAUCCGCUCGCACAAGGUUCGCCACCUUCCACGCUGUGCUGCAACGAUGCUCUGGGGUUGUUCGUCCGGCGCAUUGAGGGACAUGGGCGACUUCGAUCGGGUUGGCACGCCGUACAACUACAUGUUAGCCGGGUGUCCCUCGCUGGUUGCCAACUUAUGGGAUGUGACUGAUCGGGACAUCGAUAAAUUCUCACAAUCAGUCUUCGACAAGCUUCAUAUGACCGCUGAUGAGAUCCUUGCGAGUAAAACUGGCGAGGAGGAGUCGAUUGUGAGGGCAAUUGCGCAGUCGCGAGACUCGUGUAAGUUGAAGUAUUUGACGGGGGCUGCGCCGGUCGUGUAUGGCAUUCCUUUCUAUCUCUGAGCUACUUAGGAGAAGAAAGAGGAUAUUCGCAUCUUAUUUACUACUCGCAUUUCUUGCUGUACGGUUGAUAGUAGAAAUUCGAGCAAUUUUUGAUUUUAUUAAGAUUUGUAUUUAUGGCCUGGUGGUCUAGUAGUAUGAUUCCUUCUUAGGGUUUGCCC